CACACACACACACACACACACAAGCACACACAGACUGAGAAUUGCACAGGUGUUUUCAUGGUUUUUCCCUACCUGUGCAUUUAUAAAGGUGAGACACGGACACGGUCAAGACAGCAGUCACAGCAGCCCGCCACGUACAGCACAACAGCACACCUUCACGCACGCACACACGCACGCACGCAAUGUUGUGGAUAACUUCUUUGCUUCUCUUGCUUUCUCUCCAGACAAUCUCUGGAGUUUUGGUGGAAGAAUUAGGAGACGUGCGCAGGAGUUCACUGGCAUCACCACCGGAGCAAUGCGGCCCUGACUGCCCUGCUGGCGAUAAUGUUAAGGUGGAAAACCCCAAGAAUUGCCACCAGUUUUACAUAUGUGUUGGUGACGACAUUAUUGGGCCCUUGGACUGCCCUGAUGGUCAGUAUUUUGACAGCAACACAAGUGACUGCGUGCCCGAUGGUCCCGAGGAAUGCACGCCUACAUGUGGAGGAGGAGGAGGAGGCGGGGGUAAUAACUGCACUUAUAAAUGUGGUGGUGACACUGCUUACGUGGCAGACAGAUAUGAUUGCUCCACAUACUACACCUGCUCUAAUGGCCUUGUCAUGAACUGUGGCCAGGAGACGCCUUACUUUGACGGAGAGACGUGUCAGACUGAGGAGAAGUACUGCUGUCACUGCAACCCUUACUGCUACACGGGCGACAGGGGGCAGGAAAGUGCUAGACCCCACGGACUGUACUAAAUACUACUAUUGUGAAGAAGAGGAUGAGAUACCUGAGCUCUCCGGCCACUGCUCCAAUGGACACUUCGAUCCCUUUUCUCAUGAGUGUUCCCUUACUGUCCCCUGCUUCACCUUCUGCACCAAUGUUGUCAAACCAGACGGCUGCAUCGACGUGUUUACAUGCAGAGAGGUGGGCUACUUCCCAGCGUGCGUGGACAAGUGCACGCCACAGUACUACCACUGCAGUGCUGGAGACAUCGGCUUAGUCGUGGCCGCCGAACUCUUGUGGUGGAGAAAAUGUGUUUGAUCCCAACGAGAGUUCCUGUGUUAACCCUUCACAGUGUUCCAUUAAAGAGUUCACUUGGUAUUGAGGCACACACACACACACACACACACACACACACACAUACGAAAGAAAUGAACUCAAAAGAUGUACUGUUGCAGGGCUUAAGAGCCAGAAAAUAAUUACAACAAGAAGUCAAUAUAAACGAUAUUUAACAAAAAAAAGAAUCGAAUGUAAUUGUUCACACUGCAAUGGUCUGGAAGAAGUAGAGGAAGUGAUAGAACCAAAGACUGUACUUGUAUACACACACACACACACACACACACACACACACACACACACACGAAGACAUGAUUAGUGUAAACAAACGUGUACAAAAAUAAAUAAUAAAAAUAAUAAUAAAAUGAAUAAACAAAGAGAAGAGAAAAGCAACAGAAGAUGGGAUAAGGUUUCUCCAACAUAUGUUCCCGUGUCCGUGAUGCUUUCAUGGUGAAGAUGACAGACGCUAAAUAAACUCUAUAUAAACUU
Molecule: messenger RNA, 1524 nt
Organism: Scylla paramamosain (green mud crab)
Lineage: Eukaryota; Metazoa; Arthropoda; Malacostraca; Decapoda; Portunidae
Exons: 3
Coding region: 183-734 (183 amino acids)
Cellular component (GO): extracellular region
Molecular function (GO): chitin binding
Source: RefSeq, a predicted model, not a curated record